Messenger RNA from Owenia fusiformis, 1318 nucleotides. The record is from the annotation of a GenBank genome assembly. Lineage: Eukaryota; Metazoa; Annelida; Polychaeta; Sabellida; Oweniidae.
UAUAGGUAUAAGCAUCAAGUCAUUAUUUGCAGUAUACUAGUAAAAAAUUAACAUUACUAUUUCUAUUUCGGGAGGACCAAAUAUCUGAACGCUGAACUGCUCAUCUGAUAAGAGUGUAUGACACACAAUUAUGACUUCAAUAGCAGACCAAUUUGAUGGUUUCAAGGCAUUGUUCACAGGAGAGACAUAUGAGUGUAAGCUUGAUGCCAAGUCCUUAAAGAAGGCUAAGGAUGAACUAAAUGAAGAUCCCAGAGAGAGGGAGGCAGCUCUUAAGCAAUUCAGACAGUGGGUCAAAGAACAACCACAUUAUACAUGCUGCUUAGAUUCUACAUUUUUGCUGAUGUUCCUACGACGCUGCAAAUUCAGCCAAUUGGAGGCAAGGAAGAUGCUGGAUCACUAUAUCACCAUGUCUGUGAAAAUGGUACCUGAAUGGAUGUUAAAGAAUGACAUCCUCGAUCCAAGAGCCAAAGCUGCAUUUCUCACAGGGUUCUGUGUGCCACUUCCCCAGAGAGAUGAUCAAGGGAGACGCCUCCUACUAAUGAAACCAGGUGUCCUGAAUCCCGAGAAAAAUGAGUAUGAUGGUACAGAUGUUUACAGAGCAAUUGGGGCAAUGUUCAUGGUGCUGCAACGUGAGGAUAUGACACAGGUGAAUGGCUAUGUGUUUUUCCAAGACUACACAGGGAUGUCCCCCAAACAUAUCACCUUCUUUGGCAUAGAAAACAUGAAGAAAUCAACAAAGUUCUGGCAGGACAACUUUCCAGCCAGAUUCAAGGAGAUGCACUACUAUAACACAGGGGCUGUGUUUGAGGCUAUCAUGCAACUAAUAAAACCAUUUCUCAGCAAGAAAAUACAAGAUAGGAUUAAGGUUUAUGGAAACAACAUGGAGGAUGUAUAUAAGAAUAUACCCAUGAAGUGUCUUCCCAGUGAUUACCUACCAGAUGACUAUAAAGGUUCAAACACUUACAGCAUGAUGGAAAUUGUAGAGAGCUUCUACAAGAAGAUGAGUGAGCUUGAAAUAAGCAAGAGGAUCAAGUACUGCUCCACAGAACUAAUGGGAUUAGAUGAGUCCAAGAGACCCAGCAACAAAGAUGAACCACAGGCAUCAUUCAGGAAAUUAAACAUAGACUAAGACUGCAACAACAAAAAACAAGACACUUAAAGGCUUCUAUUUUGCAUGUGUACAUAGCCUGAUGUGAGCAACAUCAUAUGAUUGGAACAUUUAUGGUGCAAAUACACAAACUAGACAACACCAACGCCAAAGCAUAGCAAAUCCCAUCAAACAGCCAUGGCUGGCAUUUUUACAAACAAAGCAUAUAGC